Molecule: messenger RNA, 390 nt
Organism: Naegleria gruberi
Lineage: Eukaryota; Heterolobosea; Eutetramitea; Acrasida; Naegleriidae
Exons: 1
Coding region: 1-390 (129 amino acids)
Cellular component (GO): membrane; endoplasmic reticulum
Molecular function (GO): protein-macromolecule adaptor activity
Source: RefSeq, a predicted model, not a curated record
AUGCAAAACAAUACCUAUUUUUCAUACUGGUUGGCAUUUGUUGCCUUGUUUAGAGGAUUUUCAAUUAUUACUGGUUAUGUUAAACCAUCUAUUUUGACCAAGAAUGUAUACAGUAAGAAGAAGGAACCUUUUGAUCCACUCUUCGGAAGAAUGUUUGCUAAUUGGACUGGUGGUAGUAUUUCUGCUUGUUUGAUUUUGGCCAUGUUCCCACAAUCACUUCCAAUGCACUAUAUGAAUGCAUCUGCUUUUGCUAUUGCUCUUGGUCACGCUCUUUUGGAAUUUGGACAUUUCAAGACUAUGACUUUUGUUAAUGCUGCUCCAAUGUUCUUCUUUGCUGGAGGCACAUUGUCUUGGACCAUGUAUCGUAUUAUGAAUGCUGAUAUCCAUUAA